Molecule: messenger RNA, 2053 nt
Organism: Antechinus flavipes (yellow-footed antechinus)
Lineage: Eukaryota; Metazoa; Chordata; Mammalia; Dasyuromorphia; Dasyuridae
Gene: F2
Product: coagulation factor II, thrombin
Exons: 14
Coding region: 16-1893 (625 amino acids)
Biological process (GO): platelet activation; positive regulation of blood coagulation; blood coagulation
Cellular component (GO): extracellular region
Molecular function (GO): calcium ion binding; serine-type endopeptidase activity
Source: RefSeq, a predicted model, not a curated record
GCCCGGGAUCCCUCCAUGCACAGCUCCUCCACCAGCACCAGGAUGGGUAUUCUGGGCCUGACCCCACAGAGCUGCCUGGCCCUGGGAUUCCUGCUCUCUGUCGCCCACUGUGAACAUGUGUUCCUGGACCAGCGGCGGGCGCUGGCUGUGCUCCAGAGGGUCCGGCGGGCCAACAGGGGCCUCCUGGAAGAAAUGCGACCCGGAAACCUGGAGCGCGAGUGCUUGGAGGAGCAGUGCAGCUACGAAGAGGCCUUCGAGGCCCUGGAGUCGACCACAGCCACGGCUGCCUUCUGGUCCAAGUACCAGCUUUGUCAGUCUGUGAGGACGACCUCAAGAGCCAUUUUUGACGCCUGCCUGGAAGGAAAUUGUGCAGAGGGUCUAGGGUCAAACUACCGGGGAAACAUCUCGGUCACCAAGUCUGGGAUCCCGUGCCAGCUGUGGAGGAGUCGCUACCCGCACAGGCCGGACUUCAACUCCUCCACGCACCCUGACCUCCAGGAGGACUUCUGCCGGAACCCCGACGGCAACCCCAGCGGCCCCUGGUGCUACACCAGCGACCCCACCGUGCGCCGGGAGGAGUGCAGCGUGCCCGUCUGUGGAAAGGACAGCUUCACGGUGCCUCUGACCCCCAGGAGCCCCAAGGCGGGGGGCCCGAGCGCGUCCCAGCCUUGCGUCCCCGGCGAAGGCCGCUCCUACCGAGGCCAGCUGGCGGUCAGCGCAUCCGGGGCCCCCUGCCUGCCCUGGGCCUCGGAGCAGCUGAAGCCCCUCCUCAAGGAGGUCAGCAUCGACCCCGCCGUGGCCCUGGAGGAGAACUACUGCCGAAACCCCGACGCCGACGAGGAGGGCCUCUGGUGCUUCGUGGCCGGGCCCCCCGUGGGCCAGGAGUACUGCCCCGUCAGCUACUGCGACAGCCCCGUGGAUGAGGUGGACGGAGACCUGGAGCCAGAACCGGAGACCAUCAUGGGCCGGAGCAGCGCUCAGGAGUACCAGGUGUUCUUCAAUGAGAAGACCUUUGGUUCCGGAGAAGCAGACUGUGGGCUCCGGCCCCUGUUUGAGAAGAAGGAGCUGAAGGACAACAGCGAGCAGGAGCUGCUGGACUCUUACAUGGGCGGGCGCAUCGUGCACGGGGAUGACGCUGAGCUGGGCACCGCUCCCUGGCAGGUGAUGCUUUUCCGGAAGACGCCGCAGGAGCUGCUGUGCGGGGCCAGCCUCCUGAGUGACCGCUGGGUCCUCACCGCCGCCCACUGCCUCUACUACCCGCCCUGGGACAAGAACUUCACGGUGGACGACCUGCUAGUGCGCAUCGGGAAGCACCAGCGCUCCAAGUACGAGCGGUCCAUGGAGAAGAUCUCCAAGCUGGAGAAGAUCAUCAUCCACCCCAAGUACAACUGGAGAGACAACCUGGACCGCGACAUCGCGCUGCUCAAGCUCAAGCAGCCCAUCGCCUUCUCCGACUACAUCCGCCCCGUCUGCUUGCCGUCCAAGGACGUCGUGCAGAAGCUCUUCCUGUCCGGGCACAAAGGGAGGGUGACGGGCUGGGGCAACCUGCGGGAGACGUGGACUUCGUCCAGAGACACCCUGCCCACCGUCAUGCAGAAGAUCAACCUCCCCCUGGUGGACCAGGCCACUUGCCGCGCCUCCACCCGCAUCAAAAUCACCGACAACAUGUUCUGUGCCGGCUACAAACCCGAUGAGGAGAAGCGGGGAGAUGCUUGCGAAGGGGACAGCGGGGGGCCCUUUGUCAUGAAGAGUCCCUUCGACAACCGCUGGUACCAAAUGGGCAUCGUGUCGUGGGGCGAAGGCUGCGACCGGGACGGCAAAUACGGCUUCUACACUCACGUUUUCCGUCUGAAGAAGUGGAUUCAGAAAACCGUCGAUCGUUUUGGACUUUAGGGAGCCGGGCCCUGCCCCUGAGCCAGGAGCAUGAACUGGAGAGGCCCCCCUGCAAAAGAAGGCGGGAGGGGCGUCCCCUCCCCACCAAAGGAAGGCGGGAGGCUUUGGUUUGUUUUUUAUUUCUAAAAUAUCUAUUUCUCAAUAAAAGUCUUUCCUUCUA